Molecule: messenger RNA, 1353 nt
Organism: Brettanomyces bruxellensis
Lineage: Eukaryota; Fungi; Ascomycota; Pichiomycetes; Pichiales; Pichiaceae
Exons: 1
Coding region: 1-1353 (450 amino acids)
Biological process (GO): RNA splicing; generation of catalytic spliceosome for second transesterification step
Cellular component (GO): U2-type post-spliceosomal complex; U4/U6 x U5 tri-snRNP complex; U5 snRNP
Source: RefSeq, a predicted model, not a curated record
AUGGACUUUGAAGAAUUACUACAAGGUGAAAUCAACAAGAAAAAGAAGGUGAUUGAGGAGUCCCAAAAGGGAAGAGAGUAUGUGAAGGCAGUUGAUAUUGAAAAAGAAGAACUUAGAGAACAGCAACAGAUUGAUGAAUUAAAAUUGGAGGAAGAGCAAAAGUUGCACAAGGGCUCAAAACAGCACAGGUUUGAGAAGGGAAACAAAGAAAGUGAUGAGUCUAAUUUUGUGUCAUAUUAUGGAGUAACAAAAGCAAAAGAGAAGAAUGAACAAUUAUUGAAUGCAGAGAUUGGAUUAAGGAAACUGAAAGAACCAGUAAGGAGAUACGGAGAAUCGGAUAAGGAUGUGAUAACACGGUAUAAGAAGUUUAAAUAUGGGACUGCGGAAAAUGAGGAAAGGAUAGUGGAUGAGAAUGCAACUAAAAGUGAAAGUAAAGGCGAAGAUAAGAGUGAGAAUAAUGAUAAAAGUAAUGAGGAUAAGACUGGGGAAGAAGAUGAGAGUGAGAAAGAUAAUAGUGAAGUGGUUAGAAGUGAAAAUGUGGAUAAAGACAGAAACGAUAUUGAAAAUAUGGAUAAAGACAGAAACGAUAAUGAUAAUGAUCAUAAAGGCAUAUGCGAGAAUGAGAGCAAAACUGAGGAUACCGAGGAAAAUAAGAGUGAAGAAAAGCGCAAUUAUGAAGUUGAAGAGGAUGAUCAGAAGGAGGAUAAUAAUAGCACAGAUAAACAUACUAAUUCUCCUGUUGAAAAGCAUACAGAGCUUAAUGUGGACAAGAAUAAAGAAUCGAUAAAAUCUACAGGGCAUACAAAGGAUACUGAUAUGAUAACAUCAACGAAACCCGAAGAAUCAGACGCUGUGAUCAAAAUUGAAAAAAAUGAUAUCUCGAAGAAUUUACACAAGGCUGCGAUGGUAUGCCGAGAAUAUAUUAAAAGUGUACUUAGACAAUGGGAGGAAAGUAAUAAAGCUAUAGGAAAUAAGGACCAGCAAAAAAAGCAGGAUGCACUUCUUUUGGAGACAAAAAGAUGGUUGGUUCCACUACUAGUAAAGAUCAAGCGAGAUGAACUCGACCAAGACCUUGCGAUCACACUUUCCACAACAUUGUAUAAUCUCCAGAAUGGAAAGUACAUUGAAGCAGAAAGCAACUAUAUGGAGUUGAGUGUGGGAAAUGUGGCCUGGCCAAUUGGUGUGGCUUCAGUGAGUAUUCACAGUAGAGCCGCUCAGGCAAGAAUAAAUGGUGAAAGUGGAGGAAUCAGUAAUAUCAUGAAGGACGAAAAGAUGAGGCGUUGGAUUCUUGCUGUCAAAAGGGUCAUGAGUUUUGUUCAAAGAAGCGAGAAACUUCCACUGUAUGAGAAAUGA